Molecule: messenger RNA, 1088 nt
Organism: Oryza brachyantha (malo sina)
Lineage: Eukaryota; Viridiplantae; Streptophyta; Magnoliopsida; Poales; Poaceae
Product: glycine-rich RNA-binding protein 4, mitochondrial-like
Exons: 5
Coding region: 76-510 (144 amino acids)
Molecular function (GO): RNA binding
Source: RefSeq, a predicted model, not a curated record
UGGGGGCUUUGAGCUCGCGGUGCUUCGCGUGCUCGCCGUUAACCAGCCGCCGCCGUCGACGUCGCCGCCGCCGGCAUGGCGGCUCGGGCGCUCCUCUCCGGCCUGCGCCUCGCUCCUCUCAGCCGCCAACGCCCGGGUCGCUCUCUCUCCGCUGCCGCCGCUCCGCCACUCGACGAAGACGAGUCGCCCCAUCCUCCUCCACCGACUCCGCCCUCCAACUCGAAGCUCUUCGUCGCCGGGCUCUCGUGGGCCGCGGACGAGCGGUCGCUCACGGACGCCUUCUCCUCCUUCGGCGCCGUCACCGAAGUGAGAAUAAUGUAUGACAAAAACUCUGGAAGGUCAAGAGGUUUUGGGUUUGUUCACUUCUCAAAUGAUUAUGAAGCUAAGUGCGCCAAGGAUGCUAUGGAUGGAAAGGUAAUGCUAGGACGACCGUUGCGGAUAAGUUUUGCUCUUGACAAAGUCCGUGGUGCUCCAGUUAUUGUUCCACGACUUUCCACGCAGGUGAAAUGAUAAUACGAGAGAAGGUUGGUAUCAUAUGGACAUACCAGGAGGCUUGCGAAGCAUCCAUAUGCUAGUGUUUUGAACCUUCCCAAGCAAGUGUCGGAGAUGAAGGCGCCUAGCAAUGGCGCAAAGUUAAGUGUACCAAAGAAGAUGUUGGUAAUAUUGGCCGCCUCAAUCUGACCAAUGUUGAAGCGCUUCACAAGAUAAACCGUCAAAUUUGCUACUACUCCAAUUGACGCAACCUUGUCAAAUGUCUCAGUAGCUGCAUAGACAAUCAAAUAAGGUAAUUCAGUACGUUACACUCACCUGUUGCAAUUGAGGUUCUUUUUUUUUUUUGCAUGAAGUACAACAUUUUGCUUAUUCCCCCCCGCUGCAGUCUGUUCUGUUGCAUCAUGCUCUCUCCAGCGAUUGCACACGUGCAAUACGCGGUAGGGAAAAUGCUCUUACGGCGUAUAUUGAAUUGAUAUGAUAUGAUUUACUGUAGUCAUGUGCGGAGUAGAAGUACUCAUGAGAUGAUUCACAAGUAUAAAGAGUUACAGACACCAAGAGCACUGAGCACAUUAAUAUCUCCAUCGCUAUCACGUUUA